Varanus komodoensis (Komodo dragon) is the source of this 2961-nucleotide messenger RNA. It is a transcript of the gene DLG1, whose product is annotated as discs large MAGUK scaffold protein 1. Lineage: Eukaryota; Metazoa; Chordata; Lepidosauria; Squamata; Varanidae. The transcript is spliced from 20 exons. Gene Ontology annotation, molecular function: kinase binding. Gene Ontology annotation, biological process: neurotransmitter receptor localization to postsynaptic specialization membrane; chemical synaptic transmission. The record is from RefSeq and is a predicted model, not a curated record. Gene Ontology annotation, cellular component: postsynaptic density membrane; neuromuscular junction; neuron projection. The coding region runs from base 158 to 2452 and encodes 764 amino acids.
UCAGAGAGAAUUUGGUCUUGUUUUUCUGUAACCAUUUUCUCUUAAGAGCAGCACGGCCUUGGAUUGAAAUGUCUGAGGUGGGCAGACCUGUUUCCAAAAACAUUUUUCAUGAAAUUCGACUGCUGACUGAUGGCUGGGUCCUCCUGGGUCUGAAAAGAUGUCUCCGAGCAUAAAAAACUUGGACUGCUUUUCUCCAAUGCUGUGCCACUGUAAAGUAGCCUGCAGCAACAGCAGCGUCUCCUUAGUGUUUGGAUGUAAGAAAUACCGCUCUCAGGACGACGACGACGACGACGAUACCCCUUCGCUGGAGCCCAGCAGCUCCCCACAGGCUCCCGGGGAGGCGGUGGCUCCAGAGCUCGUGCAUGUGUCUGAGAAGAACCUCUCCCAGAUUGAAAGCAUCCACGGAUUUGUCUCCCACUCUCGCAUUUCGCCAGCCAAGGCAAACCCUCCUCCAGUUGUGGUGAACACGGAAACUGCGGAGGCACCAACUUACGUCAAUGGCACAGACGCAGACUAUGAAUAUGAAGAAAUUACUCUGGAAAGGGGAAACUCAGGACUCGGCUUUAGCAUUGCGGGAGGCACAGACAAUCCGCACAUUGAGGAUGACUCGAGUAUCUUCAUCACCAAGAUCAUCCCAGGGGGGGCCGCUGCACAAGAUGGAAGAUUGCGAGUGAACGACUGUAUUUUGCGUGUGAAUGACGUGGAUGUCCGUGAGGUGACGCACAGCAAGGCUGUGGAAGCCUUGAAGGAGGCGGGCUCCAUGGUGCGACUGUACAUCAAAAGAAGGAAGCAAGUGACGGAAAAAAUCGUGGAACUGAAGCUCGUGAAAGGCCCCAAAGGUCUCGGGUUCAGCAUUGCUGGUGGCGUUGGGAACCAGCACAUUCCCGGGGACAACGGCAUCUACGUCACCAAAAUCAUCGAAGGCGGCGCAGCGCAUAAGGACGGCAAGCUCCAGAUUGGAGACAAGCUCAUGGCUGUGAACAGUGUCUGCUUAGAAGAAGUUACACAUGAAGAAGCCGUGACUGCCUUAAAAAAUACCUCCGAUUUUGUUUAUCUGAAAGUUGCAAAGCCCACAAGCAUGUUUAUGAAUGACAGCUAUACCUCUCCAGACAUCACUAACUCCUAUCCUCAGCCUGCCGGUAGCCACGUGAGCCCGUCCACCUUCUUGGGGCAGUCCCUGACGCCGGCAUCGCCGGGACGCUAUUCCCCCAUUCCCAAGGGGAUGCUUGGAGAUGAUGAAAUCACCAGGGAACCACGGAAGCUGGUGCUCCAUCGAGGAUCUACAGGGCUUGGCUUCAACAUAGUGGGAGGGGAAGACGGAGAAGGAAUUUUUGUCUCGUUCAUCCUCGCUGGUGGCCCCGCGGAUCUCAGUGGCGAGCUCAGGAAAGGAGACCGUAUAAUUUCGGUAAAUGGUGUAGAUCUCAAAGCUGCAACCCACGAAGAGGCUGCCGCUGCCUUGAAAAAUGCUGGCCAAGCCGUCACCAUAGUGGCUCAGUACCGUCCAGAAGAGUACAGCCGUUUUGAAGCCAAGAUUCAUGACCUGCGCGAGCAGAUGAUGAACAGCAGCAUCAGCUCAGGAUCCGGGUCUCUGCGGAUGAGCCAGAAGCGCUCGCUCUAUGUCAGAGCGCUCUUCGACUACGACAAGACCAAGGACAGUGGCCUCCCCAGCCAGGGGCUGGAUUUCCGCUUUGGCGAUAUCCUGCAUGUCGUCAACGCCUCCGACGACGAGUGGUGGCAGGCACGGCGGGUGAUGCCCGGCGGCGAAGGCGAGGUGGUGGGCGUCAUCCCCAGCAAGCGCAGAGUGGAAAAGAAAGAACGAGCCCGUUUAAAGACCGUGAAAUUUAAUUCUAAAGCAAGAGGUGAUAAAGGGCAGUCAUUCAAUGACAAGCGUAAAAAGAACCUCUUUUCCCGAAAAUUUCCCUUCUACAAGAACAAGGACCAGAGUGAGCAGGAGACCAGUGAUAUUGACCAGCACGUGACCUCCAACGCCAGCGACAGUGAGAGCAGCUGCCGUGGUCAAGAAGAAUAUGUCUUGUCUUACGAGCCUGUCACCCAGCAAGAAGUCAGUUACACGCGGCCUGUGAUCAUCCUGGGGCCUAUGAAGGACCGCAUCAAUGACGACCUGAUCUCUGAAUUUCCGGACAAGUUUGGAUCCUGCGUCCCACAUACAACCCGACCAAAACGAGACUACGAAGUGGAUGGGCGGGAUUACCACUUUGUUACAUCCAGAGAACAAAUGGAAAAAGAUAUUCAGGAUCACCGGUUCAUUGAAGCCGGCCAGUACAACAACCAUCUGUAUGGGACAAGUGUUCAGUCUGUGCGGGAGGUGGCUGAGAAGGGAAAGCACUGCAUCCUGGAUGUCUCCGGAAACGCAAUCAAGAGGCUCCAGGCGGCCCAGCUGCACCCAGUCUCCAUCUUCAUCAAACCCAAAUCGGUGGAAAACAUCAUGUGAGUGAAGGAGGGCUGCCUGCGGGGACGGAGCGGCCCGGGCAGGCUGCUCCCGGAGGGCCAGGGGCUGUGCUCGCGAGGGCCCCUCCUGGUUCCUCUCCGGGUUGUUGGGCCUGGAGACUGACUGUGUCAAUAAGCCAGUUUUGCACAACUGCUCAGUCCCAGCCUUGGCCGAGGCUUGGGCACAACCGUGGCUUGCUGUGGGUGAUUUAAUAAUUCACGUGUGCAUUUAUUUCAUUUUUAUUCUGCAGAAUAGCCAAGGCUGUCAGGGCAGUUACCUGUUUAGUUCAUUUCAAGCAUUUACAUUUUACGGGCUGUGAGGUGCUGGCACAACUGGGCGCACAGAGCGGCUUUAAAGGAAUGACUGCGUGCCGCCCGCUGUGCCGUGGCAUCUCUAGGUGGCUCACAGUCAGACAAGCAAAGCCAUUAUAAAACUAAAAGAGCAACGACUCCUGAUGCAUCUUUAAAAAUCCAAUAAAUAAACUACAUCAUUUAAAAUAUAAAUAAAAUACA